Messenger RNA from Rotaria socialis, 768 nucleotides. Lineage: Eukaryota; Metazoa; Rotifera; Eurotatoria; Philodinida; Philodinidae. The record is from the annotation of a GenBank genome assembly.
AUGGCAGAGAGUGCUGCGAUUGGAUCCGGAUCCGAUUUUUCAAUUCAAUUGUUUUUGUUUGGAGAUGGAGUAGUGGGUAAAACAUGCCUUUUUAUGCGUGCCAUCGAGAAUAAAUUUACUUUCGACACAUCGGCGACAAUUGGAAUUGAUAGUUGCAAAAAAAAAUGGAUAAUCGAUGAGAAAAACAUCGAUGUAAUACUAUGGGAUACAGCCGGUAAUUGGCGGUAUCGAAGCAUUGUGCUGGAUUGUUCACGAAGAGCCGAUGGUUGUUUAUUGGUAUUCGAUCUCACUGAUGCCUUAUCAUUCGAUAGUAUUGUUGAAUCGAUCCAAGAAUUACAUAGAUAUGGACGUCAGGACUUGCCCAUGAUUCUUAUCGGUAACAAAUCAGAUUUAACUACUCGACGAGAAGUAACUUACAAUCAAGCAAUCGCUGUUGCUAAUCAAUUCAAUAUUUCCUAUGUAGAAACAUCAGCACGCGAUGGUUCUAAUAUUGAUAAAAUAUUUAUUUCAUUGAUUACAGAUGUUUGCCAUAAGAAGUUGCCAAGUUCCGAUCAAAUAAAAACGAUGUUUACUGGCAAAAAAGGAGCAGGUAAAUCAACAUUAAUCGAUUAUAUGGCGAACUUUUUUGCAAACAGACGUACAUUUCAUAAUCGUGUUCAAAGAAUAACACUAAAUCCAUUUAAAUGUUUAAUAACUCGUGAUACAAAUGGCUAUGCUGCAAUAUUAAAGUCCAAUUAUUAUCAAUUUCGUGUUUAUCGAUACAUUUAA